Molecule: messenger RNA, 894 nt
Organism: Ustilago hordei
Lineage: Eukaryota; Fungi; Basidiomycota; Ustilaginomycetes; Ustilaginales; Ustilaginaceae
Exons: 1
Coding region: 1-894 (297 amino acids)
Source: RefSeq, a predicted model, not a curated record
AUGCCCCCAUGCACCUGUGAUUCAGAUGCUGAGAGCAGCAAUCUGUCUGAUGAACCAAACAAGGAAAGAGCUCCUGCUGCACCACACAGGCAGAUGCUAGUUGGUAUGGAGACACCUUCUCACUAUGACUCUGAUGACAAUGAUGAUGGUGAUGAAACUCACUAUGACAUCAACACCAUCUCUGGACUAAACCCCAAAAUGCUUAAAGGCAUACUCAUCAAACUUACCAAAUGCAACAAAGCAAGGAACAAUGAUGCAUACAAGAAACCCUCAUGCCAAUUGGACUUUCACCAAAGACUCUCCCACACCCAUGAUGCUCUCAAGGAGGCCCCCAAGCUCACGACCAAAAACUGGUAUGCCUGGAACCCCCAUCUCCAAGGUAUCCUGCCCAAUUGGCCUGCAGCCAUGAAGCACCUCAACAGUACCAUCACUCCUGAGCACAAGAAAUAUGAUUGUGCCCUCAACAGAGAACUAUGCACUAUUCUCCAGAGUAGUGCUUUGCUUGCCAGAAACAAUAAUGUCAACUAUCUAUUCAUACAACCCACCAACUCAGAACCUUGGAAACUGCAUGAACUCUACUGCAGACUCAAGACAGACCUCACAAAGAUGGAGAAGAUCGCUGAGUCAACCUUACUAAACAAAGUUGGGAGAAUCCACAUAUUCCAGGCAAAUGUCCACAAGCUCAUCACCAAUAUCAAUGAACAUUGGGCCAAGGCUGAAUCAAUGGGCCAUGCUCUUCCUGACAUCCUCAGGGUCAAGAUGCUCAUUGACCAGGCCAGAUACAUCACCUCAUACCACCAUUGUAUCACCAUGCUCGAAGACACUGGGAUGGCAUCAAACUAUGAAGUGCUUUGUGCCACACUUUUCAAAUGCCAGGAUAGCAUGACAGCAUGA